AUGUUGUACUUAACUGGCGCACGUGUACCCGACGGUCUAGUCAUUGGUCUGGCGUUACGCUUGCAGCUGAUACUUCUGCGCGUACGUGUGUGAAAAUGCCUCCGAGGCUAGGGGCCUGGCUGAGCGCUGUCUGAACUUGUCAAUCUCCCUCUAACUCGCCCGAGAUGGCGCGCAAAUAUCCUGCUGUCAGUCACACUGGAGAAUUGCUGCGCUUCCUACACCAUAUUAAGUCUACGACUCUUGUCCAUUUAUUAGCUCUACAACCCCUAGUUCUCUCUUCAAGGUUUCCGGGAGACCCCCACUUUCUAGUUUGCAUAUGCUAACAAAUACGAAAAAGCCAAACCAUAGACCUUGGUUUUCAGAGCAGUCCCACACCUUAACUCCAAAAUAAUGAAUACAAGCGUAAUUCCGAUUUUAAUAUAUUAGAUGCAAGACUGCUGAAGCAAAAAAUGACUUUCCCGUUCUAUCAUGCUAUCCUCUUUACCGCUUAUUGGAAUUAAAUAGGCUUUCUUAGUCCUUUUCGCAGUCCAAACUAUUCUGUCUAAAUAUCUACUCAUUUUAUGGUCUUUUGUCAACGUCCCGCACUUGUUUGUUGCUGCGUAUCAUUUUACGCCUGCCUUCGAAUUCAUUUAUAUAGCUUAAUAUGGAAUAUAAUUAAAAACAUUCCCUGUGGAUGCAUGUGCUUUCCCUCUCUUCCGUCUUGCAAAUUUCCUGACCGCAUUAAACUUCUUAACCGAGAGGCCUGAUGCCGAAAAAAACGUCGUAACUGUUUCCCUUGACUUCAAUAUCACUUCCAGUGUAGCAAAUUGUGGCGCAAACCUGUAGUCAUUUGUAAGACGUUGCUGCCAAGUUGCCGGUUACGUUUAUUCCAAAGUUGCUGCUGCAUCACCGUCCUGGGGCCGUGCCUAAGUGAAGUUCCUCAUGCCAAUUAGGCAGCACACCCAGUUUCAUGGUGCGUUACAGGUACGCUCGCAUCGCCACGGCUUACUUACUGGAUGAGGGCUACUGUCUGGGUUAAUCAGAGUGCCCACUGCUACGCAGUUCUGAUUUGCCCUUGCGGCGACCAAAAAGUAGCUCGGUUAUACUAUCGGGGCUAAUCGAGUUGUGUAGUUACGUCACUUGAUCAAAUAAGACUUUUAUUGAUAACAUGGUUUCAAAAAGACUUGUCCCUAUACACUUUACACUUUGUGCUCUGUCUGCAUUUUCCUGCCCACAAUGACUGUCCUUCAGGGAUCCGCUGUAGACUGCCCUUGGGUUAUCACUUUUAUUCGUCCGGUUAGGUGUGAUGCGGCCACGCACACAUAGUUUAAGUUUCCUUAUGGUUUAGCAAGUCUGCUCAAAACGUAUACUUUUGAGUAACUGGACUCCUUAGAAAUGCGUAUACAAAAGCUUACGAAAGCGAGGAUUUUCGGCAGCCCGAUUGCCUCGUUCAUGAUACCGAGAUUUUCAGGAAAUUUAAUUACGCUGUUACUUGAUCAGUUGAUUUGCUUUUCUCAUGGCACCCAAAAAGCGUUUGGCACGCGUUGUGUUCCCCGUCAUCAACUCUUAAUGACAUCAUUCUGACGUAAAGCUUAACUCGCAUAAAUAAUAAUAUGGUGGGUCUUUGCUCACCAUUGCGUAGUCCUUAACUUUAAACAUUUUGCCAAUAUUAGCCCCAAAGCAACUUAGAGGUUGAGGUUAAUGAAUAUUCGAGAUCUACUUGAUACGGUGCCAUCACCUUAGGCUGGUAUGUAGUCAUUUAAGUCUCGUAGGAAGAAAACUUGUAAGUUAGAUUGGUUUUUUACCUUCAAUUUUCCUGCUUAUAAUUCCGGGCUCGUUUGAUGAUUUGAAUUCAUUUGGAAGUAAUAUGCAGGGAAUUUUUGACUCGCUUACUGUAGACCAUUUGUAGGACUCUUAAGUUUCCAGAAUAAUGGCGUACUGUCUCUACAUUGUAUUGGGUCCAAAACCAAUCACCGAGAGCUGCUUACCAAACAAGGAUGAUCAAAUGCAGCUUGUGGAGAAUCAGGCAGUAAAACAGGGUUGCCAUUAUGAAUUUGCCUUGUUUACGGGCGGAAAAACUCAAAUUAGGAAGGCCUGUAUUUUGCUGCGUCAAUGCAGUUUCUAUACUGGUUAACUCCUGCAAGGUGCGCAAAAUACGUAACGGUGAUACUCGAAAUAGUGCUCGUGACCGUACUGACUGCAUUAGAAAGCUCUGUGACCGGUGCACCGACGUCUCCGCCCGAAGGCGGGAAACUAGAUUUUUUGCAGUGUUUCCCCUAGCUGGCAAAAUCACGAUGGAGACGAGCAUUGACUAGGCAUAUGAAGCACGUGGGUAAAGCUUGCGUAAAACGAGGCGAGCAGAGGGCCGUGUCAGGAAGUCGUGCAUAAUGUAGUCCUGGAAAUCUCCCAGGUAAAUUAAAAGUCCUUCCGAGCUCGAGAAUCAGCUUAUAAGGAUUGUACCCACGCCGCUCAUUUGAGAUUAUUCAUUAUUCCAAGAGUUCAAAAAAUGAUCGACACGCGGGCUGACUUUAUUUGCUAACACUGAUGGUUUCUUUGUGAGCAUGUACCUCCACUUUAUAAGUACAGAUUUUGUUCCUCUGUCAUUAGUAUUUCCUGUAAAUGUUUUUAUUUUUUAGGAAGAAGUGACUGCCAAUGAGGAUGGCUCACCCAUAGGUUGCAAGGUAAUCUUUAGUGUUUACGUGACAUAGUUGUAUUGGCUUUAGGUUACCGACUCAUUCCGGGUAAAUCGACUUGUAAAGUUUAAUUGAGCCUACAGUAGGUGGGCUGACUCAUGAAAUGUCAACCGAAAUUCCGAAAUGCGUUUUCGUUACGAAAAGAUUUACUAAGUAGUGUUGCAGAGCUAAUAACUCUGCAGCAUAAUUCUAUAAUUAUUCAGUUACCUGGGGAUGCCGGCUUCCUAAUGAACUUCUUUUCGGCUGCAUGCAGAAACUAUACUCUGUAAAAAUUGACUACUUAAUUAGCAUACAUUUUUCUCAUUGAUUUUCGAUGCCCUUAAAAUUCUGUUAUAUUUCAUAUAAAACAUCAUGCUUUUACUCAUUCGGUAACCAAUUUUGUCCUUCUUCAAUUCGGUACCCGAAAAAAGGUUAUAAUACGGUUUUGCGAAAUUUCCUAGUUGUGAGGUUUUUUAAUACCGUGAAAUGGCCGUUCAUAAGACGUCAUGUCUCUGCAUUUACCAACGUGGCUUGUAAAAUCAACAAUAUGGCUCAAAUCUACUGCCACAUUUUAUGAACACCAUAUGGUCUCCACUUAAUGCCGUGGAGAAAUGUAUAGUUCUUCGUACGCGAAAAGUGUACGGCCUGUAGUUUGGAACCCUGAAUGCAAGUGUAACGGCAGGUCUGGUUCAAAAUUAUUCCGACAUUGAAAAAGUUUUUUGAAAAUCCAAUUAUACCCUUUCUUCGAGUAGAAAAGUGAAGGAAAACGUAAUUUUCUGCCGAAUGAGUAAAAUAAUAAAUAUUUGUAUGCCUGCUUCCCUGAAAUAUAACUGAACUUUUCAGGACAUCGAAAAUCAAUAGGAAAAUUGCAUGUUAUUUAAGUAGUCAUUUUUUCCAGAGUUUAUUUUUUUUGCAGCCGGAAAGAAGUUCGUUCGAAAGUGGGCAUCCAGAGGUAACAGAAUUACUGUAGAAUUGUUCUUCAUCAUGAUUAGUUUUACUUAAUUAGUUUUAAUUAAUCUUUUCGAGGCGAAAACUCAUUUCGGAAUUUCGGUUGACGCUUCCUGAAUUAGUCCGCCUACUAUACAUGAGGUUGACUUGAUUGAAUAGUGUCAAUGCCGUCUAAUUUUUCCCCAACAGGAAUCCGGAUUCAGUGCAUGCGAAGGAGCAGGCAGCAGUGACGGGUGUCAACCUCCACCGUCUCCAACGUCGUGCUGUUUGGCAACUAAGACUACCGAAAGAAUGCUGCCGGUCCCCUCAAGCAUGUCUGUGGGAGAAUUAAAUGAAGACGGCAGCUUGUCUAUUUCCGCCAUGACAAUGGGCGUUGGGACGGUUAUAAAGGACAAUAUUUCAGGUUUGUCUCUGCUCUUUAUACACUAUCUCUUUUUGAUAGCCAAUUGCAUUGUGAAGCCCGAGGCAGAUGAACCUACUUACGAGGGACCCGUGGGCGAUUCCGAGGAAGACCGUCGUUUAUGUGAGUUUUGCGUUUUUGCUCUCCCAGCUUUAACUUUCCACUUUUGCCGAAUCUAAACGACAGCCAUACCCAGUUACUUGGCAUCAUUAGACUCAGAUAACGCCUAGGCUCAGCGUUCGGUGUCACAUGUUUUGCCGCCCGUUAUAACCACAACCGCAGCAGAGAUAGGCAGGUCGGCAUAGACUGCUACAUUUUAAUCCGAUAUCGGUAGGUUGGGGUGCCGUAGUUUCAGAAGUUGGGAUAUUUUCCGCAGUACUCACAGGAUUUAUCGGAAGGUACAGGUUACUUGUUCGAAGGUGUCCAACCACGACUAUCCGGGGCCCGAAAUAUGCGGGCAGUUACAGGAAGGCUAUGGGGAGGGGGGUUCGAAUCGUCAACUGGUUCUCCGGCGAUCGCAGAAAAGAAAGCCAAGGAAGCCGCAUGUCAUAGGGAUCUGCUUUAUGCAGCAUAUUUAUUUCCUUUUAACUGUUGAAGUCUUUUAUGCCCACAUACUUACUGCUUCUAGUAUGUUGGCCUAAAAAUGUAUGACAUGUCUUUUCACUGAUCGAGAGCCGGUGAUGCCUUUUCAAACCUGGUAUGUCGAUUAUUUAAUGUUUGUGAAAACCAGCCACACAAAAAGAAAGCGCACUUUUUACCGUUUUCUUCUUUAGAUCCGAACCAACUCAAAUGUGGGGGCUGUGAUAGUACCUUUGCGGAAAUAGGCUCCCUGAAGAGGCAUGUGGACAUUAUGCACCCAAGUAAGUGUCCACACUCACUCCACCACUGCUUCCCUACUCCAGUAAUUUUCCCGUUUAUGUUACUCUUGAGUGAAUUAGCAAGGCCCGCUCUUUUAUGUGCCUCCUGGCUACCUUAUUCGUCCAGUAGCUGUGCACCAAAGGGACAAAGAGACGAGCUCCUUCAGUGACUUGAUCGGCGAACGUCCAAACUACGGUAUUACAGUGUGUGACCUAACCCAUGAAAGGUGUCGAAAUUUACGAAUGAUUACCAAUCACUCCCAAACCGACACCAAUGCGUGAAUCCAAAAUCUAAGUUAGUGGAUUAUAGAUUUACGGGAAUUAAAAACAUAAAGGGAAUGCUAAGAGUAAUCUUACAUUGUUUAGAAGUACGAAUUUUUUUAAAAAGCGGAAAAUCCCGAAAAUGUCAAAAGUGGUUAGAAUUGUGUAAAAUUUAAUUCUCGAUGUGCAGAAAGCCUAUAUAUGCGAAGCGAUGGGUAAAUAAGACAGCACAACUAGAUUGACCUCUAGAAAUAAUAUUUCGGUAAAGUUUGAACAUAAUUAUCCUUUAAGAGUUGAUGUAAUUUCAGGUAGGGCGGUUUGCCAACAGCUUACAUUUUGAAUAUUGAUUUCAAAACGGUUUUUAAAGGAUUCAUGGUAUUCUUUACUCUUUUGAAUCGAUUGAGAUGCGGUUCAGUAAGGCAAACAGUAUUUUAAUUGAUUUCGCCUAUAGGGACGUCAAAGGAGCAACAGUUUUCACAAGGGCGCAUGUUAUCACGCGGGUCAGUGACUAACAUAUUCGAAUAGAAUUGAUAGAUGUAAUCUUAAACAUGCCAUUUUGUGUAAACAACGAGACCUUUUCUUCCAUAAAGUUAAUUUGUAGUUUUGUCUAUCCUGGAUUACGCUGAUUUUCAGAUCGGCCUUGAAAUAUCGCUGAGUACUUAGUGAUUUUCAUAGUUUCCAAUCGGCUGCUCAUGAAGACAGAUUUUGCACUGUGUUUAUUAAAACCCUAAAAAUAAGAUACUUCUUGGAGGCAUUUGCCGAAGUUGCGAGUGUUUGCACGUUCUUUUUCAUGUAGAACAUCGUAUGGGUCACCUUUGAAGGUUCAGCUGAACACACAACCACGUCGUUGAAUAAAAUGAACGCCUACAAAAAACAUCAGUAGCGAACAUGACUUCGAUUUACUAGAAAGCUAUCUUUAUGAUAAGUUAACUUUUUAAGGAGUGUUUUACUGCAGAAUUCCGUUGACGGAUGUCGGUGAAGCCGAGGAAAAGUUGGACACUUGGCCGUUUUUUUCAUGUUGCUAAAAAUACUGAUAUUUUGCUACUGAAAAUGUAAGAACAUGUCUGUCUCCGUAUAUUGCAUCCAUUUUCGCUAUUUUUGUUCUCUUUUAGGCUGUGCUCUACGAUUAUGAAUGCACGACAGAGUUGCCAUAUAAAUACUGGUUGAUUUAUGAACAUUUUGCUUGACAAAAUUACGUGGACACAUUUUUGUGCAAGAAAAGGGCAUUUUCUUAAGGCGGCUGUACGAGCAAGAAAAAUGCGCAAAACUUAAGUCGUCCGAACAUUGCUUGAUCGGUUUUUGUCAUCAGGUUUCAUGAGAUUCGUCGUGUACUGUAGAUAUUUCCAAUCACAGCCGACAUUACAAUCGGUCCGUGGCUUAAUGGUAGCGCGUUGAGCUUACACGCUCAGUGAUCAAACAUCCCAGGCUUGAACUCCAUGUUUUCCAAACCUGGGACUGGGUGCGGUUGACUGAAGAUUUCAAGUAGGGCGGAAACUGUGAAAGAAAGACGAAGUUACUAUUGCCAUUGACAUGUAUUGCCGAUGAAUGCAGGGUCUGCAGAAAUGUCCGUUUUCACUACUCUGUCAUCGUCUGUUUAUCAUAACGUAGCCCUAAUCAAGAGGAGCAGCAGCAGCAGAGCUUCUCUUUUCAGAAAAAUUUAACUUACUGGGUACUUUCUACUCAAUGUACAUAUUUUGCUGUUUUGGUUUUUUUAGAUCUGCGAGGGUUUACGUGCAAGAUUUGUGGCAGGAUCUUUUCGCAACUCAGAUCUUUGGAGAACCAUGUCGACGCUAUACACAAGAGUAGGUAUCCUCUCACUCAUUAGUUUGCCGUCUCGUUUUUUAAAUGGAUUUAUUUUUGGUGCACACAAUGAGACAUUUUUGAUCCACUGAUUUGCACCUGUUUGCGGUUUUAUCCUCACAAAUCAGCUUUUAUUAUUAGACUACAAAAGUCUUUCGUCCUAAAGAUUUCAGCGUUUUCAUCUUUCAGAGCUGCGGAAGUACACGUGCGAGUUUUGCGGCAAGGCCUUUGCAUGGGAAGGAGGUUUGAAGAAGCACGUAGAUGUUAUUCACAAGAGUACGCCUCUUUUCUCCGUUAUCGAUUUAUACUUCCAGCUAUUUGUUAAGUCCACUCUCAACUUCCUUUUCCCUGAUCCUCUUCACAUUGAUGACAUAGUUGAGGAAGACAUUGCUUAUUUCUUGCGCAUAUCAUGGAAGGUUUAAUUCAUUGUGCAUAUGCCGCUGCUUUAUAUGUUCCAUUUAACACACCUAGAGGUGUUUGGUCGUGCUUUGCCAGCAGUAUUCAUAUUGCACUUUCGGCAAAUGCAUUUUUGGGAGUGCUUGCUGCGCAGACGUUCUGACGGUGGGACUGACUUAUAUGGCCCGUAAACAGGACAUGGGAAUAGGACCGUCCCGCCCAAGUAGUAAAGGUAGAUCUGCACAUAAUUUCGGAAGGGGCGAAAUAUUCCCGUGUCCUAACUCCAACAAUAACCUUAAUAUAAAACCAAAUCGUUGCCCUAGUCUUAACCCUACCCUAAACCUUAGCUCUGAAUUUCCCACUAGCUCCUUACCCUAGCCCUACAUUUGAACCUGACUUACCUCACCGUCAACUUUAAAUAUGCCCUCCAACCUACUCCUUAACCCAACCCCAACCGUAACCCUUAAAGUUAACCUUAAUUUUACUGGAAUUUGAUCGAAAGCCACCUCUAUUGCAGGCGGCUCCUGCCACAUGUCCUGUUCAGGUAGCCAUAUAAUUCAGUCCCACCGUUCUGGAUUGCAGUCGGAGGAUACGAUCUGUGCAUUUCUUUUCCAUGGAGUUGGUCCCCUAUUCAUCUACAUGAAAUAUCUCAUCUGAAGGAGUCAACGUAAGCAAUCGUUCGUUUUUGAUCAUUCGUCAUCGAGCCGGUACAGUACAGCUGAAGGUAACAGGCAACCAGUGUACAGGGGUGGUGAGGGAAUGGGUGGAGGCUGUCUAGACAGGCGGUUUGGAAUUAUGGUUCACUUGGCGGGGGUCAAUUGCGUUGUCCUGGGCAUCAAAAACCAGCGAGAAAAAUUCAUACUGCUUAAGUAGUCAUUUUUUGCAGAAUACAGCUUUACAGACGGCUGGAAAGAAGUUUAUUCAAAAGCCGGCAUCCUGAAGUAACUGAAUUUUCUUAGGAUUAUGUUGCACGCUGAUUAAUACGGCAACCCUGGUCGAGUAAUCUUCUCGAGUCGGAAACGAGUUUCAGAAUGUUGGCUAACAUUUCAUGAGAUAGCAUAUCUGCUGUACACACGCCCAAUUUUGCUUAAAAGAGCAAAUUGAAAAAACUUUUACUCAGAGCUGUCUUUGACCCCUUUGCCAAAUAGUCAAUAUAGACUCUGACGGUUUGGCUGCAUAAAAUAACCAUCUGUCGCCUCGAAUUUAUGUCGACUAACAACUUGUGGUGCGUUCUCCAUAGUAGACAAAAUGUAGUUUUCGGUUUUUAUUAAAAACUAUUUAUUUUGGGGUUGUUGUGGAUCUAACUUGUGCCCGCGGUCAAUGAAGGAGCUGAGGCUGGGUACAUAGAAUCGACUUUCUCAGUCCCGGCAAACUUCAUUCUUGACUUCGUUAGGACGACCCAGAACGUGACGCUCCAUCCAGCUGUCCGCGCCCAACAGUGAAUCACCAACCUCCAGGUCAAUCCGCGCGCAAGUCAGCAAUAGGCUCUAGGCCGAUUUAUGCGUGACCUCCAGAGACCGGCAACGCACGACAGAUCUGCCUAUGGGAGCAGCCGGAGCUCGACCAAUGGGAACACGUUAAUCACACACACUAUAUUUCCUAGCUGGGUUCCACUCAGAUUUGCUUCCGCUUACUUUUCGAAGCUAGUACAGCAACUCGCAUCGGCAGACAGACUCUGGUUUUAACCCAUUGCGGGUUCUCCGGUAGUCGUGACCGACCUUUUCCGACUAGAGGGGAACGCCUGCAAUUUCAACCAGGCAUUACUUAAAUUCAGAGGCUCGUACGCGAGUGUCAGGGUGGAAAGUUCUGCUGCGGAAAACGUCUAACAACAAUUGAGUAGUCGUCUUAAAAGAGAGUCAAGGUUCUUGCUAAGCAGAUCAGUCAUGCGUUCACAGCUGACGCGUGCUGUGAUCUCCGCCACCUAAAGUGUACAGUCCAUCUGAAAAAAGCGGGUCAUGAGGGAACGCUCUUUAAAGUAUCACUGCAAUGCGUGUCUUGUGCCAAAGCUGUAAUCUACUACUGCGGAAUGCAAUUUUCCAUUGAAUCGCCUGUAUUGGCCGUACGCGCAUUGUGCAGAACAUCCUCGUGAUAUUCCGACCAGAAGCGUUUACGGCAACAUGCGUUGGCAUCGAGAAAUUCCGCCUCGCCCCGUCGUCGCCUGCAUUCUGUCAGUUCCGAGCGAGAAGUAUGAGCAAUAAAUACACUGUAGUUUAAAAUCGCCUAAGAAAUUAGCCUAAAAAGGGCAGAGCCACAGUUCAGCAAAUGCAGUCGACUCAGGGAAAAGAGGUCAUCUAAAAACGCCAUCGUCAGCAAUCAAGGUCACUGUGGUAGCUUAAAAGUGGAUGUGCGAAUUAAGGAAACUGAAUAUUUCUUUGAAGGGAUCGGGUUCGCAGAAGUCCGGUUUUUCUCCCUGCGUAUGCAGACUACUUCCAGGUAGAGCAAUGUCUGAGAUGUAAGUACAAUAGCAAGGACGCUGAAGCUUCGUCGCCGUUGGUGACUGUCGAGCUGUCGUUGUCUGUUGCAUUUCUGGGCUUGCGGAGAUGGUAGUUUUUGGAAGGUGGCAUCCUUUUUACAGGAGAUGAGUGAGGGAAGUGUCAUAGGAAGUGUGGAGCUGUUUGGUAUGCGUAUCCUGCGGUCCGUGUCGGAGUGUAGUUUCGCACCUGCUGCAGCAUCAGUCAUUCCCAUGCGCAGAUUGUACGCGCUAUUUAAGUUUUUAAAUGUUAUAUAUGCCCACUUGUUGGAUAUCAUCGGCAGGCAAUAUGUGACGUAUAAAGCGCCUCAAACAUACAUUUUCAUUUCGAUUUUCAAAUUUGUAUUGCGAUUUCUGCCGCAACGUUAGCGGACGCGUCCUGCACUGGUUGUUUUUUAUAUUUUUUAGAUUUGCGGAACUAUGUGUGUGAGACUUGUGGCAAGGCGUUUACGCACAGCGGUUCCCUGAAGAAGCACGUGGAUGUUGUACACAAAAGUACGCCUCCGUUCGCCUGUUCCUGUACUUUAACUUUGUACGGCUGCAAUUCUGCUUAAUCUGUCCGGUCACAACGAUGUCUCGUACUUAACCUCUCCAAGCCUGACUAUCUGGGGCAACGGAUCUGGACAGCUCGGCCAAUUGUCAUCACCAGUGAGGGAGACCGAAUACCGAAGGCCCAAGAUCCAGUUCCACAUUAGGACAAUAUGUGUUGGGAGAGGCUUUGAGUAUACCUCCUCUUCAACACGUCGAGGGAAAGGCUGGGAUGGUGAGGCGGACGACGAAGAACCUACCAAAACUUCCUUGACUGACUUUCUUAGUUGACCUGAUGUGUACUUGCGAUAUUGUCACGGCGAACGCAGACUGCCUGAUUUGAGACGAAGUUGGCGUGCUUCAGUUAAGGGAUGGUUCCUAAGCAACGGGGAACAAAUACGCCCACUUUUUAUCUAUCGUCCAUGCACAAAGGCCUGCAUCGAAGACCGUAGGGAAGGACCGACUGGACUGAUGUACUGUACACGCGGAUCUUCGUGGCGAUAGGGAUGUCGCGUUGGGUCCAGAGGUGUUUUUAGAAAACUGAUAUCACUCCACGAACAUAAUCUAUUCGGGAGACAGUGCCGUCCUUGCUCUGUCCCCGAGAUCUUUUCAGUUUUUAUGGAUAGACUUACUAAGCUAUUGACUUCAUUCGCCCGUGACAACACAGACUGGAGAUCACCAAAGCCUGCGGCCAGGAAGACGUUGUCUUCAGCGUCGUCUAGAUCAGUCAGCCUGCGUGAUGGUGCAAAUUUGAUACCGUCAAAAAACCCGUAGUUCCUUUCCAAGAGUCUAGCCAGUGGCGUCAGGGCGACAGGAUGCGACCGUGUGGAACACUCGAUCUGAUAUCGAACUGUUGGGAGGCCUUCAGUUCACCAUAGUUCAGUGUAUUUAAGGGUAUUCGACAAUGCUUUCGGAGACCCUGUUACAAACAGCACAUGCAAUAUUCCAUUUCAAACAAGCAUCCUACUAAAACGUUGUCAGUAGCAGUUUGCCAAAUAUAUUUGGUCGGUAAUGUUUAACAUGUAAUAAUAGUCAUCCGCACUAACGGUAGGUCUGUGAAAAGUGCUGGGUUGGCGUAACGGAACUUUCCUGUCAAAUUGGGCGGCAUUUUGCCGGUAAAUAUGCAUUCAGUUUUUGUUUAAAUGUGUCUGCUAAGUCUACCGCUAUUACUUCCCCAGGUAGCCCGUCUCACGCAACAAUUACUCGUCGCAAAGACGAGUUCCAUGGAUGUAGGCAACCAUGACGAAAUUCUAGACUACGCCUCAAUGGGAAAAUCUGGUCCGAGCCUCCACGUUCAGCUUGUAAUCCGCCUUAAUUAGGCCUCGGUGGCAAGCAGGAAUACCUAAUGAAGGUUUACGAUCCUUCUGUCAUGGUGCUGUUACCGGACCUUGCCAUACUUUAUGAGGCAUUCGGUGUGCCAAACUAGAGCCCUCCACGUCCUGGUAGUAUUUUGUUUCUGGUUCGCAGUGCUUCGCGGUUAAUCUUCGCUAAGGGUUGUUCCGCUUUACAUACUACUUAUUUUGAUUACUGUGUCCAGACUUGUUGACCACAGUUAUCCAAUUUGCCCGCCAGUGUUUUAAUCCACAAAAAUAUUAUACAGACAAAAUCCGUCUCACUAUUCCGCACAAAUUGCCAUUUGCUUUAUAUCUCGUCCAGUGACGUGACAUAUUCUUGCUAUACAGGAAGGGAUUACAACAGUAUGAGCAGUAUGUCGAUGCCAGUUAGUCUGCCUCUACGUCUGUAGUGUUUACUUCGUACACAAUGGCAUCUGCGACACAGCUAUCAUAAACUGUCCUCGUAGCUAAAUCAUGCAAGUUAACCGCCGUCCUCUUGUCUGUCCGGCGCACGCCAGAAGUCGUGGCUUGGAAGUAUGCCGAUUGAUGGGAUAACCGUGAUGAGCUCUCAGGACUAAGAUUCAGGUUACAAUGGUUCCUUUUUGAUAUGGUCGCUACGGCACUCCCAACGAGAUGCGAUCUGAGGCGUCCACUGGUAUUUCAUAAAAAACCUGGUCCACUGUGUGCGUGCCAGGUCGUGUGUGCACGCGUAAGCGGAUUACUUAGUGCUCUCAGCCACUGAACCCGAUCCCGCCUCCGGUCUUUUCACCUCAGCCUUGGCAGCGAACUGGACUGUUUGAGGGAGGUAAGGGUGCAGUAGAUGCAUUGAAAGUCAGUUUUCACUACAAACUUAUUCACUCGCAAAUCGUCACCCACGCGCCCACCCUGCUGUACGGCACGUGGUGGACAUGGAUGAAGUUGACGUUGAAGCCGUCAGUCUUUCUUUUUUUUCCAGAUCUGCAGGAGUGUGCAUGCGAAAUCUGUGGCAAAACGUUUACGCACAGGAGCAACCUGAAGAACCAUGUGGACGUUAUACACAAUAGUACGCCUACUUUCUUCUGUCGAUUUGCGGUUUGCGUCCUUCAAAUAAUCCGUUUUGUUCAUUUCUCUGUCUUUCUAGAAGCUUUUUGUCAACAAAGUCCUGUUAUCAUUUCGUCUUGUUAAUCAGUUUAUGCCUGCUUGCGGUUUCGCCUGCGAAUGCCGAAUUCGAUAGGAAGCCGAUUAAGGCGGAGAGUGCAAUUUGUAUUUUUUCUAAAGCUCAAGUUUUUUUCACUUGAAUUUUUCAGAUCUACGAAAGUACGAAUGCGAGAUCUGCGGUAAGACCUUCGGAUGGAAGGCAAGCCUGAAGGAGCACAUAGACGGAAUCCACAGAGGUACGCUCUUUCCCUCUUACGGGUUAAAGCUCGCGUUUUUCAUCAAAUUAUAUGCAGUAUUCAGCAAGUACUUCGUGUUUUGCUUUGGGGGCUGUAAACAGAGCAUUGUCAAGGCUAUAUUCAACUAGUUUCCUUAAUCAGAGGAGGAAACACGAAUUAACUUAUGCGACUUGUCACCUCCAGAUACAGCUUUAUCAGAUUCAUCUUUGUCUGUUAAUUAAACGGGACGAAACAACGGAUAGUUUCAGGUGUUAUUUACUUGGAAACGUGUUGUUAGUACUUGGACGUGUUUAUUGCAAGCUUCCCCAUCCGAUUGCCUGUGUCAGAUUGCGCUCUCACCUCUGUAGCGGCCUUAGCCAUUGCCAUACAAAGCUUGCGGGCCUUAUUGGAAUUGUUUAAAUUUCGUGUAUACCGCUCGCCAGUUGUCCUCAGUAGACCGUCCCUAGUGUGUAAACUGCUUCAAAACGUACACUUUUCACAUCAAUUAUAAAACAUGGUAUAAACAUUGCUUCUGGGAAUUCGCGGACAUUUCCUGCACUAAGUGGAUGUUUUUUAUACUUUUCAGAUUUGCGGAACUAUGUGUGUGAGACUUGUGGCAAGGCGUUUACGCACAGCGGUUCCCUGAAGAAGCACGUGGAUGUUGUUCACAAAAGUAAGCUUCCCUUCACCUGCUCUCGUACUUUCAAUUGGUAAGGCUGUUAUCAUGCCUGAUCUGUCCGCCCUGUCAUCUCCAGUGAGGGCGACCAUACGCCGUAGGCUCAGAACUGCUUCCAUGUCUUAUUGAACUGUGUCGAGGCAGGUCCUGAGUAUACCUCCUCUUCGCCACCUCCAGAGCAGGGGGCUGGGGUAGCAGCGAAUCGAGGGUGGCAACAGAGAGCACAUGAGGCGGACGACGAAGAACAUGCCGAAACUUCUUUAGCUGUCUUUCUUGGCUGGCGAUACCACCUUGCGAUAUUGUCAUGGCGAUCGCAGACUGCCUGUUUUGAGGUGAAGUCGGUUUACUUCUAUUGAAGAAUAAUUUCCAGGCAGGGGAUCAAAUGCCUCCAGUUUUCGCCCAUUCAUGCGCAAUGUCCAGCAUUGACAGCCUCAGCGGAGGACUGACCAGACGGAUGCACUGCACACACGCAGUUUCGCGGCGAUAGAGAUGUCACAUCGGGUCCAUGGGUACUGUCUAAGGAUUGAAAAAAGCCUGCGGGCAAGACCGAUUUUGGAGACAGUGUCGUUGAGUGGAUAGCAGCCUCCUCUGUAGAUAUUUGAAACUAUCUACUUUUCAAAGAUGACAGUCAGUAAUCGCGAUGGACACCUUAUUCUGGUCGGGAAUUCAGCUUGAAAACAAAUUGAUCUUCACGGCAUUUACUGAUAAACCGACCGACGUAGUGACCUUAUUCGUCCACGGCACCACAGACUGUAGGUCACCAAAGUUCGAGGCUAGCAGUGUGAUCGUCGGCUUAGCCUAUAUCAAUCGGCGGGCGUUCGGUUGCGAACUCAACGCCAUGGAAUCCAUGUAGGAUCCCCUUUAGAGAAUCCAGUCAGUGUUGUAGUUGGGUAUAGUGAGCGGCAGAAUGCGACCUUGUUGAACACCGGUUUGGAUAUCGAAUGGUUAGUUUAGGUUUUUAUGGAAGAGAACUCACACAAUGUUGCGGCGAUGGUAUGUCAUGGUUCUGCAGAUGAUUUUAGCUGGCACACCAUCUUCCUCCAUAAUUCUUUUUAGGGACUCUUGAUGGGCGCACUCAAACGCAGGGUCGAAGUCAGAAAGGCAGACGACCGUCGGUUGCUGGUAGGCAUGACGGAAUUUCAGAAUGCGCUUAAGCUUAAAUGACUGGUCCGCACAUCCACAGCCAGCUGGGGAUCCGUUUUGGUCUGGCCUUGUCCUGCAGUCUCGCACAGCCUGACAUCGCCUGAAAAGGACAACAGUGAGGAUCCUCGCAGCAACUUAGAUGAAGCGGUCCUUCUUGCAAUAAGGGUUAUUUGCUUUCUCGAGGACAGGGGCAAGGAUGCCUGUGCCUAGUCAUGUGGAACGUCCUCAUCUCCCCACGCUUGGUCAACCACCAUAUGGAUCCAGGGCGCCAGAGUUUCGGCACAAGACUGGCAGAUUUCGAUGGGAUUUUAUACAUUUUAUCAGGCAGUUGGCAUUCCAGACCCCGGCUCUGCGCCCCGUUGUAUUGUCGCAGCAGAUCCGCUAUUGCUUAUUCGCCAGACCUGUGAGACUGCUUAUUUUAAGGCUACCCCAUGUGAGUGGCCUUUGCACCAUCCCGUACAUGCGGGCUCAUCUUUCAUGCCCAAAACCCAGGUUGGACACCGGCAGAGUAUACUCAAUUCUGGGAGUAGACCGAAACUUAGACAGUGAUGGGACGGAGAGUGUGGUCAAUGCAGCCGAAGUCUGCUACCCCUACCAGUUAUCUUAGUAGCCAGUUACUUUCCCUGUGGCCAUCCUCAGUGGGGUACACGGAGUGCAUCUUUGGAAUCGAUGGUCAAUCUGUCUUUAUCUGUUUGUCUCUUUUCAGAUCUAGAAGAAUGUGCAUGUGAAAUUUGUGGGAAAACGUUCACGCACAUGAACACCCUGAAGAACCACGUGGACGUUAUACACAAAAGUACGCUUUCUUUUGCUCGAUGAUCUACUAUUUGCGUCCUUCAUUUAGUCCUGCUUGUAAACCUCUGUCUUUCUUGGACCACCUAACCAACCACAUCCUGACAACAAUAUUUAAUACUUUUUAUCGGUCAGUAUAUGCCUCUUUUCGGUUCCGCUUGGGAAAGCCGUAUUCGUAGGUGGACGAAUGUAGCGCAGAGUGCAAUGUGUAUUUCUUCAACCCAAGCCGUUUUUACUUGACUUUUUUUCAGAUCUGCGAAAGUUUGUAUGCGAGAUCUGCGGUAAGGCCUUUGGAUGGAAGGCAAGUCUGAAGGAGCACAUAGACGGCAUCCACAGAGGUACACCCCUUUGCCUCCCACUGUUUUACCGUCCUCGCUCUUCGUUCAAUUCUGUUCUGCACGCAUUUCAUGAUUUGCGUUAAGGGUGGUAGAUGGAGCAUUGUCUCGGUUAUAUCUGAUACCGGCUUCCAUAUUUAGGCACCUGAUAGAUAUGGUCGUAGACGAGGAGUUACCAAUUAAUUUUUAAGAUUUGUCACCUUCAGAUUCGGCAUUGCAAGAUGCUUCUGUGUAUAGGCCAAUUUGAAGUGAGCGGAAGUACAAAUGCUUCCGGCUGUUAUUUCCUUCGAAAGCUGUGUUGCUAGUAUACUUAGUCGUGUUUUUCGCCAGUCCCUUUAUCUCAUUAAGUAAUGACGUAGGGUUUCGAUGCCCAUUGCACGGGGGAUCCUGCCCUGGACCGUUAUUUGUUGUCCGUGUCCAAUGCCCUUGUUUAAAUGUGAUCGGACGUGCUAUUGUUCAAUAGGGAGACUAAUCAUUAAUAAUUUAUAGCCACUCCCGUCGGGCACACGAUCGGGCUCCCAUAAAUCCGCACAAGGUUCUUAAAUCUGGUGGUGAGACCGCUACCAACAUCGUUUGGAUCUUACGAUUGACUAUGCCCUUUGUUAUUCGAAGGCAGUAGUGGUCUACAACUCUCAAGCAAAGUAAGCAGUGGAUAAAGAGAAACAUUCUUUGGCACAGUGCUGUCGCGUAGAAGAAGGCAUGGUCACUAGAAUAAGAGCUUUAUUCGCUUAACGUCUGGAUUUACAUUCGAAUCCAUGUUUAGACAGAGAUUCAGAUAGAAUUUUGGUGUCUGAAGGAGUGCGCCGUCUCAAGACCUUUGUUUUUACGUUUUACUUCUGGAUUUACUGUGUCCAGACUUACAAAAUAUAGUCCAGAUUGACCGUCCAAAUGAUUUGUGAAGUAUUUCUACCAGUGGUUUUGUCCACGAAUAAUAUUUAGACAAAAUCAGUCCUACUGUUGCAUGCAAAAUUCCAUUUCCUGUAUGUAACAUUAAACGACGCGAUAUACUCCUUCUAUACAGGAAGGGGUUGCAAUAGUAUGAUCAGCGGACAAACUCUCUUGCAGUUUGCCGAUGCCAGUUAAUCUAUCUCUACGUCUGUAGCGUUCUUUUCGUACUCAAAGGCACCUAAGAUACAGAGUUAGAGUAAGUUGUUCUCAUGGCUAAAUCAUGCCAGUUAAUCGCCUUCCUCUUGUCUGUCCGUUGCGCGCCAAAAGUCGUGGCUUGGAAGUCUGCCGAUCGAUGGGAUAACUGUGAUCUCUCAAGACUGAGGGUCGGGCUGCAAUGACCCCCACUCUGUCAGCAACUGCACCCGAUCCUGCCUCCGGAGUUUUCGAACCCAUCUUGAAAGCGAACUGGGGUUUCUGGGGGGAGGUGGGGGUGCGUCCGGUGAAGUGCAAGUCUAUUUCCACUACAGACUAAUUCGCCGGCAAGUCGCCGCCCCUGCGGUCAACUCUCUUUGGGAGGCAGGCUGUAAAUGUUUGAAGUCGACGUUUGAACUCUAACCCUUCGUUUGCCAUUUUUCAGGACUGAAACUCUGGGCAUGUGAAAUUUGCGGCAAAGCGUUCACGCACAGGAACACCCUGAAGAACCACGUGGACGUUAUACACAAAAGUACGCUUUCUUUCGUCUGCCGACUUACUGUUAGUGUCGUUCUGACACUUCCUCUGCUACAUCUCUUCGCCUUUCUCGAACUUGCUUGCUAUCGGUGUCCUCCAACAAUAUUGAAUUCUUUUAUAAGUCAAUUUAUUUGCCUGUUUGCGGCUCCGCCGGCGAAUGCCGAAUUUGAUAGGGAGAGGAGUAGGACGGAGAGGGGAGUUUGUAUUGUUUCUGCUGAAUUCGUCUUUGCUUUGCUUUUUUUCAGAUCCGCAAAAGUACGAAUGCGAGAUCUGCGGUAAGGCCUUUGGAUGGAAGGCAAGUCUUAAGGAGCACAUAGACGGCAUCCACAGAGGUACGCCUUCACUCCUCGUGUUCUUCGUUAAAUUGUGUCUGCUAUCCUACAGGCCCUUCAUGACUUGCGUUGGGCGUAGUAGAUGGAGCAUUGUCUAGGUUAUAUCCCAAAUGAAUUUCGUUGUUUAUGUUUUCGAUAUAUAUUGUGGUAGAGGAGGAAACACGAAUUAACAUGUGAAAUUUGUCACCUCCAUAUUCAGCACUACGAGAUGCUUUUGUAGUUUGAGUUUGUUCAGGAUGUAGGCCUGAGAAUUACUAGGUCAUGGUUCAGCUCAUGCAGUCUACUCGGCGAAAAGGGGUCGUUUAAAAUCCCAACCGAAAGCAACCCAGAUCACUGUGGUGCGUGAAUUUAAAGCCAGAGUAUAACAAAGAGUGCACAUGGUUUGCUGUAUGAACCCCGUGGUUUGCGCAAAUCCUGUUUUAUCCUCUUCGUAUGCAGACUACUUUCAGGUAGAGCAGUGUCCGGGGUUUUAAUGCACUAGCAAGGACCCUGAAGGUUCAUCGUCCUUGGCGGUUGUCGAGCUGGCAUUGCCUGUUGCUCGGAAGAUGACGCUAUUUUCACAGAAGAAUAAUAUGGGCAGUGUCGUCGAAGGGAUGGAAUGGUUCUAUAUGCGCGUCUUGCAGCCUGUCUCAGAGUCUGCUUUCGCCUCUGCUACAGUAGAGCCAUUCCCCUGUGGAAGUUUCGCGCACUAUUCGAAUUGUUAAACGUUGUGAAUGCCCACUUGCCGGUUGUUUUUAUUAGGCCCUUCACAGUGUGUGAAAUGCUUCGAACGUGCACAUUUCACAUAGGUUGUCGGUUUACACUGCAAUUGCCUUUGUAAAAUUAGCGGGCAUUUCCCGCACUAAAUGCCUGUUAUUUACACUUUUCAGAGAUGCGGGACUUUGUGUGUGAGACUUGUGGCAAGGCUUUUACGCACAGCGGAUCUCUGAAGAAGCACGUGGAUGUUGUACACAAAAGUACGCUCCUGUUCACCAGCUCCUGUGCUUGCAUUUGGUUCGACUGUGAUUAUGUGGGCACCUGUGUUUGGCUGUUCCAGAGACUGUAUGCGAGUAUAGUUCCGCAGCUUAAGCAUUGUGAUCACAUGAUUUUCAGCACGGCGCGUUCGCCAGAGGCAAAGGUGUAUACACCCUCGAGACGCUAAAGAAUUCCCACUAAGCUCAGAGAUAAUUUGGCAUUUUGAGCCCUGGUCCGUGCGAUCGCUGUUUUUACACGAUAUUAUUGUCUUGAAGGCUUUGCCGUCGUGUUCGGGAGUUGACGGAAAGGAAGGACCGUGAAGCUCUCUGGCUCGAGCCUUCUCAGCACACAAUUGCUGUCUUGUUCCGCUAACCCAGUCACUGCGCGCCGUUUGGGAAAUCUAAGGGUCUCCUUACCCCUCCCCCCUAGUUUGGUGACUUAAGUGAUUACUAUUCGUUACAGGCUGCUUUGUCGGAACCCGAUUUCUGUGCUCAGCCCUCGGUGGGAUGCGUUGCCGAAGUUUUGCGACAUAAAGGCGUCUUUCACGUAGCAUUUUUGAUGCAGAUUAGAGGUGAACUUUUAGGUGUGUGCGAAUGAGAACGUGGUCCGACCCAUGGGCGUAACCGGUUUCCGCACCACGCAUCGAUCUGCUGUCGGGAACCCAUCUUCAAAACUUAGGACUCACCAGUGACUAGUCGAUCUGUUUACCAGGUAAGCAGAUGUUUGUGGUUAUGCAGAAAGCACGUGUUGGUGACAGACGGUGAGAGCUGAUUAGCAAAAUACAGCAUUCUCACACCGUUGUGGCCUCGAGGACAAAGCUCAAAACGGCUAGUGAGGUGACCGUUUGGAGGGUCGCCGGGUCCAGUCCGACCAUUCCAGUCCUCGUCAUCAAUUAGGAGAUCAGGGCAUAUGAGUCUUUUAACUAAUGCUUGUGACUGUGAGGGCAUCUUAAUCGCGCUGUUCGGCAGUCAAUGUUCGGACGUCAGAUAUCUUCAUAAAGUGACCCUUCCAGCCGCUUGUAAACCAUUCGGUCAUUGACUGGUUCCCAUCUAAUCAUUGCACGGUCCGCUUACUCGGAGUGAUAAUCGUCACACUGUGUUUACCAAAAGAGUCGCGUGAACUGUUGUGGCACAGGGUGAAGUGGAUGUUGACGCCCGGGAUCUUUAUUUCCUGAGCGCCCGAUUGGGGAUUUCGGACUUAAGACAGACCGCAAACAUCCACGUUGUACUGAUGAAGGUUACGCCUCGUCAGCCUUUAGAUAUUAGGGUUCAGGAACAUUCGCACAUUCCAGCAUCCACUACUAAGGUUUCGUUCCCGAUUGAGUAGUCCAGCUCACAUACUGUUCGCCCGCAUCACUGGACCAAGUUUGCAGAACGCACCGGUCCCCGCGGACGCAGUAGCAUAGGUCGUUAUGCUGUAGUCGAACAUAUCCGAUGAGGUUCCUUGAAAAUUUUGAGUUAAGACGGGUCCACAACAGUUGCUCGGUUGUUUGUUCGAGGUUAUCUCCUCUAGUGCUGUGGCUCAAAAGCCUAACCGCAAGCCACCGGUAGCAAGCAAACUUAUUUAAUGGCAGUUUCACGGUAGCCAUGUCACAGUGCCAGCGUCGAGCUGUGUGACAUUUUAAAAGGUAGUGCGCGUUUCAGAUCUCAUUCCUGCGCGCCCCUAUUGUAUUGUCGCUGCUGGUCUACGGCUGCUUACUAGUCAGACCUGUGUUGACUGCUUAUUUUACGCCAACCCCUUUCCGGAGGCCGUUCCACUAUCCGGCACAUAUGCUGGAAGCACUUCCAGCAUUCGAUACAUGUGAGCUCUCCGGAUAGUGCUAACGGGUAACCCAUUUUCACACUGGCGGCCCGUUCAUCCACUUGUUUGUCACCAGUUCGGACUUCUCAAAGUUGUCUCCCUUUCAGAACUGCGAAAGUACACUUGCGAGUUUUGUGAGAAGUCCUUCGGAUGGAAGGGAGGUUUGAAGGAGCAUGUGAACUGUGUCCACAAGCGUGAGUUGUCCCUCCUUUGCUGAUUUGCCGCUGCAGCUGCUCAGCAGUUUUGCAUCCAUUGCGUGCGUUUUUGCGAUUUUUUUGUUUUCUGAAAUUUUUUUGACUAAGGAGGAUGUAGCAUCGAUUAUUUGGUAAUAUAUUCUCCAAAUUGCUUAACCCAAUAACGUACGUCGGCAGGCCUACUGCCCUGACUUCCCUUUGGUGAGUCAGCACUUGUAAUUAGUUAAUUUUAGGGUAGGCGCAAUGGGGUACCUCUGUGUCUUGGUGGGUCAGAGCAGGUGAAACUUUGAUUUCGGUUAGCAUUCAAGUAAUGUCUUCCUAGCACUCUCUAUUCGUUAGAAAAUACAUGUUGACUGGGUGCAUGAGAAACAGACGUUUUGUUUCCUUUGAGCAUUACUAUUUGUUUGGUAUUUGCAGGUCUGAAUUAGUGUGCAUAUAGGAGGUUUUAUCCGUGUUGAUCCAUCUGUUUACACUGAAUCACAACGCUACUUUUACGAGGACGUACUUGUAAACUGGUGAGGUCUUUUCACCUGCUUAUUUGGUUCGCUAGGCUCUAGUGAAUUUCAGGGGUAGUCGUGAGUUCGUAAGUUUUGUUUCAGGUGUUCGUUGAUAACACUGAAAUAAGUCACUCGUAAGUCACCAUCCCUGCUGCGUGGACACAGGGUGAACAUCGGCGAAGUGGACGAUGAAACUGUCAGUAUUUGCUUUUUUGCAGAUCUGGAAGAGUGUGUGUGUGAAAUUUGUGGCAAAACUUUCGCGCACAGCGGCUCCCUGAAGAAGCACGUGGACGUUAUACACAAAAGUACGCUUUCUUCCGUCUCCUGAUUUUCUGUUUGUUUCGCGUAGAAAAUUCAUCCCCUACACCUCUCUGUCUUUCAUGAAACUCCUUACCAACGACGUCCUACCAGCAAUAUUGUGCAUUUUCCUAGUCAAUUUAUGACUGUUUGCGGUUCCGCUUGCAAAGGCCACAUUCGAUAUAAAGAUGCUUAAGGCGACGAGCUCGAUUUGUAUAUUUUUUUAAUUUUAAGUCGUUGUUGUUGUUUGACUUUUUUCAGAUCUGCGAAAGUACACAUGCGAGAUCUGCGGUAAGGCCUUCGGAUGGAAGGCAAGUCUGAAGGAGCACAUAGACGGCGUCCACAGAGGUACGCUCUUUCCCCUCCUAUUGGUUUACCGCUCGCGCUCUUCGUCAAGUUCUGUGCUGUGUUCUGCAUUCAAUUCAUGUUUUCCGUUGAGCGUUGUAAAUGGAGCAUGGUCAAAGUGUCUGAAAGCGUGUGCUAUGCCAGUAUCAGUAAACCAUGGCCCUCGCAACCUGGUAUGCGCUGGCGGUUCCCUAAUACCUGGUUCCCUGCCGGUAGAUGUGCUUGCUCUCCCACUGGGUAUACAGGUGGUGGGCAUGGCUGCCCAGUCAUCCUAGUCCUCUGACCCCUGUUAAGGUGUUGUUGUUGUCGGCGAAGAGUCCUGGUCAAGUGUAUGUUGUGGACAAGAGGGUGUGGUGGUACGCCUUGGUGCGGUUCCCGCCGUGACAGCCAACUGCGUCCUCCCCCCGCCUCCGGUCUUCUUGCGUCUGUCUUGACACCGGGUUCAGGUGGGGAGUGCGGAUAAGAGAGUGAGGUAGAUGCUGCGAAAGUCUAAACUCACCAUGAACUAAUUCACGCGCAAGCCACCGUGUCUGCUGCGCACGGUAAGCAUAGUCUGAAUUGACGGUCGAACUGCCAGAUGGAGCAUUGUCUCGGUUAUGUCCGAAACCAUUUUCCUUAAUUAGGCUCCUGAUAAAUAUCGUGGUAGAUGGGGAGGCACGAAUUAACUUGUGCAAUCUGUCAUAUCCAGAUUCAGUACUGCCAUACCCGACAUAUUCUUACUAUACAUGAAGGAUUGCAACAAUAUAAGCAGUAGGCAACCCUUUUUACAGUUUGCUGAUACCAGUUAGUCUGUCCCCACGUGUUUAGUGUCAUUUUCGUAAGCAAUGGCACCUUAGAUACGGAGUUAUUGUAAGCUCUUCUCGUGGCAAUAUCAUACAAGUUUGUCGUCUUCGUCUUGUCUUUCCAGUGCUCUGUGGUGGAUGAGGAUUGACUAAUGAGACUACUUUGCUCUAGGUCUAGGAGUCCGGGGCUAGAUCGCAAUUGGAAGCCAGGCCUCGUACUACAUUUGGCGGGGGGUUUGUUUACUGGGGCUUUUUGUGGGGCUCCAUAAUCACAUCUGACUCAUUUGGCUUCCGUUUUACGUUUGAGGUUAGGAUUAUGGUACCGGUUAAUGGUUUCCGAUUUUGGGUUGGGAUUAUGCCUGUAGGCUUAGGUUUUCGGGUUACGGUUAGGCUUUGAGCGUACGAUUAGGUUUCAGUAUUACGGUUAGAUUUUUCAGUUACGGCUACGGUUACGUUUACGAUUUCGGUUGGGGUUAAGGUCAGGGUUGCCGUUAGGGUUAACGGUUAACGCUUAAGGUUGAAAUUAGGGUUCGGGUUAGGGUUAAGGUCAGGAUUAGGGUUAAGGUCGCCGUCCUCUUACCCAUUCCUGGCUACCAACUGCGAUCUAGCCGAGUCAGGCUUCGAUGGCACCUUGUUAAUGUGGCCCAUAGCUCACUCUCACACAGUCGAAAUCCAUGAAUGCCUGGGCUGCUGUUAUAGGGUUUGGGGUUUCGAGUUGCACUGAGGGAUUAUGGUUAGGGUUUAAGCGUCGGGUAAGGGGUUAGACUUAGGCUAUAUGGUUAAGGAUUAGGGGUUAAGUUUACUACUCAAUGCUAGGUUUAGUGUUAGGGGUUUGGGUUGUGGCUAGGUUUAGUGGUCAGAGGUGCUUAGGUCUAGAAUUUAGGGCGGUUAGUGUUAGUGGUUAGGGGUUGCGGAGUUUGGGUUUAGUGUUUGAGAUUAAGUGGUUUGUGCCAGGGUUGGAGUUUAGAAUUAACGCUAGUUGCUAGGGCCUAAAAGUGAAGGUUGGGGAUUAGGUUUAGAGUUGGGGUCAGCGAUGUGUUUAUCUGUCAAAUUUAGGGUUAAGGUUAGGUGUUAGGGUCAUGGCUUGCGGUUAGGAGUUAUCAGUUAGUGUCAGUUUUAUGGGAUGGAGAUAGGUCGAGUUUUAGACUUUUUAGCGUUAGAAAGUAGCGAAAAUUCUCAUGGAGCAACUCAGAAGAGCAUUUGGCGAUCAUACGCAUGCUUUCGAUAAACUCUCAUCGGACCUGUACAUUUAUAUGGGGACGAGGUACAAACUGAAACGUGUGAGCGAUAUGUGCAAUCGAUUAUAGUUCGUCCUCUCAUACAAAGGGGUAUGCGCAUAGAGGUGGGAGGAGGGGGGCAGUGAGGGUUAGGUAGAGCCAUGUCACAAGGGGACGGGGCGCAAAAACAUGCAUCGACCCUUGCCGUCGGCAGACGCCGAGCGUGCAAGAGGUUCUUCUACGCGCACAGGACCGGCCUUUUUAGCCUGAUGACAGUCGCUUCUGCUGUUUCUAGUGCGCGCUGACCCAGUCGCCUAGGAUACUUACAGUAGAUGUUCUAACUCAUGAAAUGUCAACCAAAAUUUCGAAAUGCGUUCUCGUUUCGAAAAGAUAAAUUAAGUAGUGUUGUAAAACUUAUCAGGAUGCAGCAUAACUCUAUAAUGAUCCAGUUACCUCAGGGUGUCGGCUUUCGAAAGGACUUAUUUUCGGCUGCAUGCACGAUCUAUACUCUGCAAAAAAUGACUACUUAUGUAGUAUGCAAUUUUCUCAUUGAUUUUCGAUGUCCUUGAAAAUUCAAUUAUAUUUCAUGGAAAACAUGCAUAAAAAUCUUCAUUCUUUUACUUAUUUGGCAGAAAAUCACGUCUUCUUCCAAUUUCAUACUCAAAAGAAGAGUAUAAUUUAGUUUUAGAAAAGUUUCUAAUUGUGAGAUUUUUUCAUACCGUUAAAUGGCCGUUCAUGAAACGUCAUGUAUCUGCAUUUACCAGUGUGGCUUGUAAAGUUAACAAUAUUGCUCAAAUCCACUGCUUAAUUUUGUGAACCUCAUAUGGUCUCCUCUUAACACCGUAGAGAAAUGCAUGCAAUCAAUUACGGUUCGUCCUCUCACACAAACGGGGUAUGCGCAUAGAGGUGGGAGGAGGGGGGCAGUGAGUGGCAGCGAGGGUUGGGUAGAGCCAUGUCACAAGGGGACGGGCGCAAAAACAUGCAUGGACCCUUGCCGUCGGCAGACGCCGAGCGUGCAAGAGGUUCUUCUGCGCGCACAGGACCGGCCUCUUUAGCCUGAUGGCAGUCGCUUCUGCUGUUUCUAGUGCGCGCUGACCUACUCGCUUAGGAUAGUUAGGUGGGACCUUUUAAAUCACACGGAAAACUCCGUUAGAAUCUACUCGAUGCCCAGAAUCAACCAUGUGUGCGAGGAUGAAGCUGUGUAUGUUCUUAACUUUUAAGGUUAGGUUUGUUAUUAUUGUUAGGGGUGAGGGUUAGUUUUAGGGCCUACAAUCAAUAUUCGAGCUGGGCCUAGGGUUCGAGUUUAGAUUUUGGGAUAAGGGUUAGGAGGAUUCAUUUAUAGGCUGGCUGUUUAGGUGGCUUCGUGUAUGGGCUUAUCUGUACUGUUAAGUGUACAUCUAGAUUGCUUGACUAUGGGCUUCCUGACUAAUUCCGUUUUUAUUGUAAGGGCGUCGGUUCCAACAUCUUGAUAUGCGCUGGGGCAUUUCUAAAAUCUGACGUCACUUUUCCUGGGUGGUGCUGAUAGCCAGUAUAUUUGCCGUGAACGGUGCAACUGACUUACAUAGUCCCCCUAAACAGGACACGAGAAUAGGAACUCCCCGCCCAAGUCACUCGCUGGUUGUCCUCAGUAGGUUAUUCGCCGCGUGCAAAGCGCCUCAAACACACAUUUUCCACAUCGAAUGUCAAACCUCGUAUUACAUUUUUCGUAGCGAAAUUUAGCGGACAUUUCCCGCACUAAAUGAGCGUUAUUUGUAUUUUUCAGAGUUGCGAGACUACGUGUGUGAGAUUUGUGGCAAGGCGUUUACGCACAGCGGUUCCCUGAAGAAGCACGUGGAUGUUGUACACAAAAGUACGCUUCUGUUCACCUGCUCUUGUACAUUGACUUUGUACGGCUGCAAUUCUGUUUGAUCUGUACGGCCUUGGUGAUGUCUCGUAUUGUAACUCUCCGUGCGUGACAAUCUAUGGCAUUGGAUCUGGAUAUCUAGGUCAGUUGUCAUCUCCAGUGGGGGAGACUAAAUACCAAAGAUCCAAGAACCACUUCCAUGUCUUGAUGAACUGCCUCGGGGCAGGUCUCGAUCUUACCUCUUCGACACCUCCAAGGGAGGGAAUUGGGUGGCACCGAAUCGAGGGCAGCAACGGAGAGCUCGUGGGACGGAAGACGAAGAAUGUGGCGAAACCACCUUGCGAUAUUGUAACGGCGAGCGCAGACUGCCCGUUUUGAGGUGAAGUCGGUUUACUUCUAUUGAAGAAUAAUUUCCAGGCAGGGGAUCAAAUGCCUCCAGUUUUCGCCCAUUCAUGCGCAAAGUCCAGCAUUGACAGCCUCAGGAGAGGACUAACCAGACGGAUGCACUGCACACACGAAGUUUCGUGGCGAUAGAGAUAUCACAUAGGGUCCAUGGGCACUAUCUCAGGAUUGAGAAGAGCCUGCAGACAAGACCGAUUCGUGAGACAGUGUCGUUGGUUGGGUAGCAGCCUCAAUCGGUUGUACUUAAAAUUAUCUACUUUUUCAAAUUAACAGUCAGUAAUCGUGAUGGACACCUUCCUCUGGUCGGGAAUGCAGCUCGAAAACAAACUGAUCUUCACGGCAUUUACGGAUAAACCGACCGAAGUAGUGACCUUAUUCGCUCACGGCACCACAGACCGUAGGUCACCAAAGCUCGAGGCUAGCUGUGUGAUCGUCGGCUUGGCAUCUAUCGAUCGGCGAGUGUUUGGUUGCGAACUCAACGCCAUGAAAUCCAUGUAGGAUCCCCUUCAGUCAGUGUUGCAGUUGAGUAUAGUGAGCGGUAGGAUGAGACCUUGUUGAACACCGGUUUGGAUAUCGAAUGGUUAUUUUAGGUUUUUAUGGACGAGAACUCACAAAGUGGUGCAGCGGAACUAUACCUUGAUUAUGCGGAUGAUUCUAGCUGCACACAAUUUAGUUUAAUUUUUCGCCGCAGGGACUUACGGUGAACGGAAUCAAACGCAGCGGCGGAGUCGACAAAGCAGACAGCCGUCGGUUGGUGGUAGGCAUGACGGAUUUUCAGCAUGCGCCUAAGCGUAAGUAACUGGUUCGCGCAUCCACACCUGGUUCUUGAUCCGUCUUAGUUUGGCCUAUUCCUACAGUCUUGCAGAGGAUGAGAUCGCCUGAAAAGGUCCACAGUGACGACCAUCGCAGCAACAUCAAUGAGGCUUAUGUCGCGGGGGCAUUUGUGCUUGGUCUUAUCUCCCAUUUGAGAACGGGGCCGUGCCUAGUCAUGGAGAACGUCCUCAUCGCCAUAUGAAACCAGGGCGCCGGAGUUUCGACACAAGGCUUGUAGAAUUCAGGACGAUUUGAUACACUUCAUUAGGUAGUUAGCAUUCCUGAUCUCAGCUCUGCACACCCUCGUUGUAUUGUCGCUGCUGGUCCGCAAGUGCUUAUUCACCAGACCUGUGAGACUGCUUAUUUUAUGGAUAACUUUUGCUGGAAGCUGUUCCUUUACUCAACACAUGUGGUCUCGCCGUGUGCUGAGCAGUUGGGCUAAUGGGUUACCUGGUCUACCACUGGUUACCUGCUUGUUUGUUACUAAUUCGGACCCCUUAAACUCGUCUCCCUUUCAGAACUGCGAAAGUACACGUGCGAGGUUUGUCAGAAGCCCUUUGGAUGGAAGGGAGCUUUGAAGGAACACGUGAUCGGUGUCCACAAGCGUGAGUUGCCCUUUGCCGACUUUCCGCUCCAGAUUUUCGGAGUUUUGCUUUCAUCGCGUGCGUUUUUAAGCUUUUUUGAUUUGAAAAUUUAUUUGGCCGAGGAGGAUGCUGCAUCGGUUAUUUGGUGAAUGGGCUUUCCGAAUAGGUUAAUCCAAAAAUUUAUGGUAGCAGGCCUAGGGACCUGACUUCCCCUUGGUAAGUCAGCACUUGUAUUUAGUUAAUUGUAAGGUAGGUGCGAUGGGAGGUCUCUGUGUCUUGCUGGAUCAGAGCGAGUGAAACUUUGAUUUCGUUUAAAAUUCAAUUCAUUUGGAAGUGGAUUUUAUGUGAUGUAAAAGUAAUGCUGAUAGCUACGCAUUUUAUUCAAUAAACUGAGUGAUAUCUGGGUCGGAUGUGGGUUGGUAGCCCCACCUGAGGUAAGCAAACCCCAGUCACCUCGGUAAGAUGUGGUUUGGCAUCCCCAUCUGAUGCACACAAUACUAUUGUGGUUAGGGUCAAGGGUUAGGGUUAAGAGUUAGGGCUAGGGGCUAUGGUUCGGAGAUAUGGGUAGGGUUAGGGGUUAGCGCAACUAUUUCUCACCCAUUCAAAGUACAACUGCACAUUCCCAAUAGGAUUUCUUUUGCAUACAACCACUUGACCUCGUCGCCUGUGCAUUCCCCGGUCCUACAUGCAAAAAACCCUAUUACCACCGGUCCCGUAUUAGAGGUGACGGUUAGAUCUUAUUUCGUAGCCAUAUCUGCUGGGGGUUAUGGUUAGAAGUUAGGGGUCAGGGGUUAGACUGGGGCUUGUCUACUGCAGGCACGGCUACGAAAUAAGACCUAACCAUUUGCCGACAGUCUAGUAAACCGCCAAAGAAACUUGAAUUCCCCAUAUCCGGUUAUAAGGACCUACUUGACAGGGGAUAUGGCAAGAUCCUAGUUCGUAGCCGUGCCUGCAGUAGACAAGCCCCAACCUAACUCCUGACCCCAACCCCUAACUUCUAACCCUAACCCCCAGCAGAUAUGGCUACGAAAUAAGAUCUUGCCAUAUCUCCUGUCAAGUAGGUCCUUAUAACCAGAUAUGUGGAAUUCAAGAUUCUUUGGCGGUCUAUUAGACAGUCGGUGGACAUCCAGGCUUCCUGCGCCUGCCUUGAUUUCGGAUCAUUACCUCGGUCCACAAUCUCAACGACGUCAAAGCUGCGGAUGCGUCUCUUUCCCUUGAGGGGGGAGUCAGUCUUCAAUAUCUGUUCCUGAGUUUUUUUUCUUAGUGACUGGAGAGGAGUUUGUGAACCAAACAUCGUCGAUACUGCCGGAGAGUGUAAACGCCCAGUCAAUAAAAUAAAGUUCAUUCUUCAUCUGCUUAAAAUCGCCAAGUCAAAUAUUUGGUCGGAGAUUAGGCGAUUGGACGGGCAACGAGAACAGGGUGUAUUCUCACAUCUGGCCUUAUGGAAGUAGGCAGUUCAACAACUUUCAUGCCGUCAGGCGACCCCGUGGACAAAAGGUCGAAGCGGCUCAUCUGCUGGCCCGCAAGGAAUGUAGUCCAAAACACGAGGCGUUGGGUGAGAAGCGAGUGGCCACUAGAACUCAGAAGCUGCUGGUCGAAUGCAGUUUCGGAGCAGUCGGUGUAUUCCGAGUUCCACUCAGUGUUGGGAGCAUUAAAGCUCUCAACUAUGAGAAUAUUCGACCGCGUAGUAAAUACCUAGAGCCCUUCCUACAGUCGGGCAUUAAUUUCGAUCAUUUUGUGAGAAAGGGGGAGGAGGGUGAUCGAUGCAUCGUUAUGAUAUGGCGACCCGCAAGAUGUACGGACUAUGUGCAUGGUUACCCGGUGACUUGCUAGUUAAAGCCCUGGUCAAGUGUUUGUUGUAGGCUAGGGAGUGUGGUGGCACGGCUAGGUGCGUGUCCGACCGCCCCAGCCCCCUGAGCCCUCUUCCGCCUUCGGUCUUCUUGACUCUGGCCUGACACCGGGUUCAGGCGACAGAGGAGUGGAGAGCGGUAGAUUCUGUGCAAGCCUACUAUCACUGUAAACUAAUUCACGAACAAGUUACCGCGACUGUUCCCACCUUGCUGUGGAGUACGCGGUGGACAUCGUCGGCAACGACGGUCUAAUUGUCAUGAGAUGGAGGCUUGGCCAACCCGCCGCCCAUCUGGUCAACCAUACAGCAGUUUUUGGUGAAAAAUACGACCAUUCUUUACGGACCUAAAUAUUAACUCCGUCCGUUCGGUUUUGUCUGUCUUUGCGUAACACUUGAAAUCCAGGCAAUGCAUUCUCCUGUCCUCAACCUGUUUGGUCAACCAUGUUUCUGUUACGAAGACGUCCGAAGAGAGAUCACUGGUAUGCGUACGUAGUUCGUAAAUUUUUGAGAGCACACUGUGACUACGACUGUGAUUUGGGAGUUAAUACCAGAUUCGUUUACAAUCCCGACACUGUCUAAGGGAAUAGCUGAACGGUCAUUCAGACCAGUUUGUUUCAGAGGUAGGCAGAAUGGCCUCCUAUUAUCAGGUCUUUCUAAAUUACCGGCUUCUGUUUUCCUUUGGUCCUCCGUUUUCUCACUGAGCAUUGGCAGGUAUGCCUGUGAUUUGGGAGUUCUUGCGAGAUUUUGAGGGCACACUGUGACUACGACUGUGAUUUGGGAGUUAAUACCAGAUUCGUUUACAAUCUCGACACUGUCUAAGGGAAUAGCUGAACGGUCAUUCGGAAUAGCUUGUUUCAGAGGGAGGCAGGAUGGCGUUCUAUUAUCAGGUCUUUCUAAAUUAUCGGCUUCUGCUCUCUGUUAGUUCUCCGUUUUCUCAGUUCUAGAACUAGUUCACAGUGUCUCACUCUUUCUGCAGGGUGGGUUGUCCGACUGGAAAAAGUGCCCGUUCUGGAAUACUUUAGUUGAAUAUUCCCGUAAAGGAUUAGUUUCAUCUGUUCUUUGCUACCUAGAGCGAUUUUUAGUGGUCAUAUCUGCGUAGUGACAUUUAAACGGCCUCCAAAACGAAGGGCCUUUUAAAUGGUGACUUCUUCCGAUGGUUGAAGCGUUUCAUAGAGGGCUACCGCAAUAGCACCGAGGCUGCAGUAAUUUGUUCCUCGAGGUUGCAGGUGUGGAACUCCGACAGUCCCUGAAUGAAAAUGCACCCGCCCUUGCCGGGCAUUCCUCACUUUUAUGCUGAUUGGUCAUCGUCGGUUGGUACUAGAACUCUGUUGUUGUGGGCUGGCGAUAGGGAGACGACUACGCCCUCGGGGCAUUUUUCACUGUGCACUUCGUCUGUGGUUUCUGCUGAGACGCCUUGGGUAACUUUGCAUUGUGACCCAUGUGCAAUGCCUCUAUUCAGACGGCUCUGCGUAGUAGUUGACUUUUCCGAGGUUGUGGCUUCUGCGCCCUGGAGCUUCAAGUCGGUCGAAACGGCAAAUCGUAGGGGCAGCUACUUCCACCCUGGGUCCACUGCCCCUAUGUUUUCGCACUGGUUGACAUCCCCUCUAUAGUAGGCUCGGAAGAUGCGCGCAUUGUAUGAGCACUGUCUUCAUCGAGCAGUAUGUGGUGCAUUUCUUUUGCUUCUUUUAUCGGCACACUUUUGUCAGUUUCCAUGUAUGUUUAGGAUUUCAUUUCGCGUGAGUCUGACACCUUCCCCUUCGGAUCCUAGCGACCUUUUCCUGUGGUCCUUCCUGCCGCCAUUUUCUUAUUCCUCUGCACUUCCAGAAGUCCUUCCUGACUACUUUCUAUGAGUAUCUUGCACACCACAUGUUACCCUUCUGAAGAUACGUAACACACUGUGCUCAUUUAUCUAGUUGAUUUAACUUCGAGGCUGACAUUUGACAAUCAUUACAAGAAUUUUUUACUUCUACAGAGUUCUCUCUGUAGGUAGUGACUUCAUAACUUCAGACAACAUGUCGAAAAUGAACUUCUCCCAGCGAACGCCACUUCUUAUGACCCGAUUAUGUACCAUGUAACUCCGUUUGAGCAAUGCCGUGACUUACAGCAGUUGCAAGACGACUAAGAACGGGGUUACGUGUGGACGAUCUAACUACACGUUCAUUUGUCGUAGUCUGUAGUUAUAGUGUGCUGAAAAUCCCCUGUUGAACACCUAUUUACUAAGUGUUACUCCUCCCGAUCUGAUCUGAUCUAAAAUCGUUGUAGGGAUUGAUGGACCAGUCCCGGAUGAGGUCAUGCAGGGCAACGCCUGA
Molecule: messenger RNA, 31775 nt
Organism: Spirometra erinaceieuropaei
Lineage: Eukaryota; Metazoa; Platyhelminthes; Cestoda; Diphyllobothriidea; Diphyllobothriidae
Source: the annotation of a GenBank genome assembly